UCCCGGCGGCGGCUAGCGGGAGAGUAGCCGCCAGACGGCUCCGCCCUCGGAGGAGACGGUCCCGUCACUCCUGCACAGGCCAGUAAGGUUUUUAAAGGAAGCCAAGUCUGCGCGCGGUGAGGCGUGUUCUGGAGGGAGGUGGCUGUACGGGGACCCUUUGCUCUGUCUUGGGCGGGGUGCCUCCAGGGUCUUCAGGGUCCCUCCAGUCCCCGCGCAGCUUGGGGCCGUGCGCCCUCCCCACGUGUGACAGCAAGGACGGCCAAAGGAUGAGGAGGCAGACUGGCCCCGGCGCCUCCCCUCUCACUCCGAUGUGGUGCUUUCAUGCCUGCAUCCUCCGGCUCUGGCAGUGCCCCACUGCCCCACGAUUGGCAGGGCAGUUGAAGCCCACCCCUCCACUGGUGUAGUCCUAGAGGACCGCAGGGUUUUCCUCCUGAGCAGUCUGCAUCCAGGGCUGAGCCUGGCCCUCCCCGACAAGCCUGUGAACCGGCUGAUGAGUCAGAGAAACCAGGCUGGGCCUGGCCGUGGUCAAGAGGACAAAAAGCAGACAAUACGUAGAGCUGUGGUUCGAAUCAGGACAGCGCCAGAGCAGCACGACCUGCCCGUGGCACUGCUCAGAGGGCGGCCUCCACCUCCAGGCUGGGGUGCAGAGCCUCCGUCUCCGGACCCGGAGCUGGGAGCCUCCGCACUGGGCGGGCAGCAGUGCUGGAAGGAGCAUCAGGACUUCUCUUACCUCGGCGAGAAGUGGCCUCCUACCCACUCUUCCAUUUUCAGAAAUGUGGCAUCGGGGUGGGAGGAAGUGGGGGGCUGUGGAUGGGGCCCCCCAGGAGGGUGCAGCUGCAACUUGGUAUCUUGACCCCGCUUGGUUUCUUCACAGCCCAGGCCCCAGUGGCCCUUGUUCCCAACACCCGAAGGCAGAAUUCCUGGGCCUGCACCCGUCUACACUGUCGCCUAGUCCCAACCUCAGCCUACCUCCGGGUGCUCCUGCAGGCUUGGCGCCGGCUGUGCUAAAGGACCAGGAGGAAGUGGCUGGGGUUUUUCUGCCCCUUGCCCAACAGCGUCAGGGCCCUUGGGAGCAGGGACGGGCUGACGGGGCUGGAACGCCAGCCUCUGGGGGAGUCCUGCCCUGGAGAGCCCCUCUGUUCCUGCGGGCCCCCGCCUCUCGGGAUUGACGUCUGCCCUCCAUGCCCAGCCCUGCUCGGGAGCCCCACCCAGCCCAGGCUCCGGACCUGUGGCGACUGGUGGUGGGUGAGGCUAUUUUAAGUCCAGCUCUUGGACUGCCUGACACUCGGCUCUGCUACUGGCCACCUGCCGCCGCCCAUCAGACCUGGAAUGCUAAUUGGCAGUUGGCCUGGGUGGGGGCAGGGGACAGACUGUUAUAAAGCUGGGGGUGCCCGGGAGGCACCUGUCCCUGUCUGGAGCCUGCCACCGUCCCCGCCACCACCGCCGCCAUGGCCACCCACCGCCUCGUGAUGGUUCGGCACGGAGAGAGCACCUGGAACCAGGAGAACCGCUUCUGCGGCUGGUUUGACGCGGAGCUGAGCGAGAAGGGGGCCGAGGAGGCCAAGAGGGGGGCCCAUGCCAUCAAGGACGCAAAGAUGGAAUUUGACAUCUGCUACACGUCGGUGCUGAAGCGGGCCAUACGCACCCUCUGGACCAUCCUGGACGGAACGGACCAGAUGUGGCUGCCCGUGGUGCGCACCUGGCGCCUCAACGAGCGGCACUACGGGGGGCUCACCGGCCUCAACAAGGCGGAGACGGCCGCCAAGCACGGGGAGGAGCAGGUGAAGAUCUGGAGGCGCUCCUUCGACAUCCCACCGCCCCCCAUGGAUGAGAAGCACCCCUACUACAGCUCCAUCAGCAAGGAGCGGCGGUACGCAGGCCUGAAGCCCGGGGAACUGCCCACGUGUGAGAGCCUCAAGGACACCAUUGCCCGGGCCCUGCCCUUCUGGAAUGAUGAGAUCGCGCCCCAGAUCAAGGCAGGCAAGAGAGUGCUCAUCGCAGCCCACGGGAACAGCCUGCGGGGCAUCGUCAAGCAUCUGGAAGGGAUGUCAGACCAGGCCAUCAUGGAGCUGAACCUGCCCACAGGGAUCCCCAUCGUGUACGAGCUGGACCAGGCGCUGAAGCCCACCAAGCCCAUGCGCUUCCUGGGCGACGAGGAGACGGUGCGCAAGGCCAUGGAGGCCGUGGCCGCCCAGGGCAAGGCCAAGUGAGGGGGGGGCUCUGGCAAUAAAGGCACCUCACCCCAUC
Messenger RNA from Phacochoerus africanus (Common warthog), 2247 nucleotides. It is a transcript of the gene PGAM2, whose product is annotated as phosphoglycerate mutase 2. Gene Ontology annotation, biological process: glycolytic process. The coding region runs from base 1449 to 2210 and encodes 253 amino acids. Lineage: Eukaryota; Metazoa; Chordata; Mammalia; Artiodactyla; Suidae. Gene Ontology annotation, molecular function: intramolecular phosphotransferase activity. The transcript is spliced from 6 exons. The record is from RefSeq and is a predicted model, not a curated record.